AUGUAUCUUUCGUAUGCAUCUGCUGUUGGACAGCAGAAGAGCAAGGGAAACAACUACACUCAAGCCAAGGUCGACGUGGCGAUACUGGGUAUCGUCACGGUCGAACAAAAACGCAAGGGACCAGUAGGCGCGGGGCGCUCUACUGGCAAUGUAGUCACGCGUGUCUACAACGGACACGCGGUAUUGAGGACUGCAGCCCCCCGUGAGAGGGAAUCUCACUGCGACGUACAAGAUGGCAUGCCAAACCUUGUCAUCUUGAAGGUGAAGUCGAUGACGAAGAGAGCGGACUCUCUUCGGGUGUUGCUUGACUCGAGCGCGUCGAACAAAUUUGUUCGACAGCAAAGUUUGCCGCUGUUGGACUUUGAGGAGAAGCAUGUGCCUCGAAGUCAGUUGGAAGAGCGAUUAGCAACGGGUGCCAUCGUAAAGACCGAGAAGCGCGUUAUUCCCGCACGCUUCUCGUACAAACACCGGGUGUUUGUAGAAGAACUUCUCGUCCUGGACUUGGACGACAAGUUCGACAUGGUGUUGGGCAUGCCAUGGCUUACACGGUAUGAUCCUACAAUCGACUGGGAGAAGCGUACGGUCGUAUGCUUCGGACACCGCGGCGCAACGGAGAGCGAUGACCCUGUUAGCGCAGCGGAUACACCAAAUGGUGCAUCCGAAUCUCCUUCAGAGACCGUGGCUCACGCCGCUGUCUCUGGUCGCAGCGCGAAGAGCGCGCGAGCUGUAACGUCUCCGGGAGUCGUUGACAGUAAAAUAGUGUCUGGUCAGGGACCAGACACUUCCAGAAUGUUCUCCGCCGUAAGGCGUCGAGGAGAUAACAGCGUGUCGACUCCGGGAGUUGAUACGCGCUCGAUAUCAGAAUCGAGAAAGUUCUCCGCC
This is a messenger RNA of Phytophthora megakarya, 882 nucleotides long. The record is from the annotation of a GenBank genome assembly. NCBI's taxonomy places the organism in Eukaryota, Oomycota, Peronosporomycetes, Peronosporales, Peronosporaceae.